Amphiprion ocellaris (clown anemonefish) is the source of this 789-nucleotide messenger RNA. RefSeq names its product lon peptidase 2, peroxisomal (gene lonp2). Gene Ontology annotation, biological process: protein processing; protein targeting to peroxisome; protein catabolic process. NCBI's taxonomy places the organism in Eukaryota, Metazoa, Chordata, Actinopteri, Pomacentridae. The transcript has 3 exons. The record is from RefSeq and is a predicted model, not a curated record. Gene Ontology annotation, cellular component: peroxisomal matrix. Bases 265 to 774 code for a protein of 169 amino acids. Gene Ontology annotation, molecular function: ATP binding; ATP-dependent peptidase activity; serine-type endopeptidase activity.
AGUAGAAUCAUAACAAGGUGAAAAAAAAAGCUCCGAGAAGGUGUGUUGGUGGUGAGAAUGAAGCUAAAACGAGGGCGAAAUAAACCCCAAGCUCGUUUUCAUCUAUAAAGUAAAUUUCUGAGCGUGUUUUUCGUUUAUUCUCACCCUGUUAGCUUCGUGUUUACGCUAGCUAGUCCGCUAACGGUCGGAUAAGUUUGUCUGCAGGACUUUGGCUGUCAAUAGUGACCUGUCACCUAAAAAAAAAAACAACACACAGACACGACGAUGACCUCCGCCGGUGGAAUCCAGAUACCGAGCCGUCUGCCGCUGCUGCUGACCCACGAAGGGGUGCUCCUGCCGGGCUCCACGGUCCGCUUCAGCGUGGGCUCUCCGCGGAACAUGCAGCUGGUGAGCCAGCGGCUGCUGAAGGGAACGUCGCUGAAAAGCACCAUCAUCGGGGUGAUUCCUAACACCAGAGACCCGGAGCACGACACCGACGACCUCCCCACGUUACACAAAAUUGGUACAGCUGGCAUUGCCGUGCAGGUGGUGGGCAGUAACUGGCCGAAGCCUCACUACACCCUCCUCAUCACCGGACUCUGUCGCUUCAGUGUUUCAAGUCUGCUAAAGGAGCGGCCGUUUGUCCUGGCAGAGGUGGAGCAGUUGGAUAAACUGGAGCAGUACACAACCCCAGCAACGAGUGGCGCCUCAGCAGAAGAUGGAGAGCUGGGGGAGCUGUCCCAGAAGUUCUACCAGGCUGCCGUACAGGUGUGUGUGUCAGACAGGUACAGGUAGUAAAAAUACAGCAUA